GUGGGAUUUAAACUUGGCAACAAAACUACCACAAGCCACAACAAGACGAUUACGAACUUGGCAUAUUAGUUUAAAUAAGCGGUAUGUCUACGUCAACUGAAUCCGAUAGUAUCCCCAUGCUUCCUCCUGAUGAUUCUCCGGGAAGCUCCAUUUCCUCCUGUCUCCAGGAAGAGUACCAGGAGCUGCUGCAGUAUGCUGUAGUGACUCCUCUUUAUGAUCCUUCUCGGCUCCCUCAGACGCUUGCUGGAGCCGCACGGUCAUUUCAGCCUCAGAGACCAAUCAAGGACCAGCUCAUCUAUCUCCAAUCAAGCGAAGGGAGUAGCUCAGCGAGUGAAGCUUCACCACAACUUAGAGAGAGCAUGGUUGCUACCCAUGGUUCACUCAAUGGUGAAGAGACCCAAACAGAGUCGCAGGAUGAAAGAGGUUCUAGAGAUCAAGAGCUCAGGAGAAGAGACCUUACUGCUCCAGCGAAUGAAUUAUGUAGCCCAGUUAGAUCCUCUCCGCCGGAUGAUCCCGGAUCCGAUAGUACCCCAACCACUGACCUGUCCACCCUAACUGACCAGUCCAGCUUGGCUAGUUCUCCUGCUGUGGACCAGGGCCUGAUCCGCAUGGAGAAUUUGCUAGACAACUGGAGCCUGGAGCUGAAGAGGGGUGUUUUAGCUGAGCUUAGUCAGGCCAAGAUUGCAGUCAUAGAGAGAUCCAGAGUGGAGGUUAGAUUACAAAGGGAAAGAUCUGACAAGGACCUGAGACGGGUGCAGAAUGAGAUUGAGAAUCAGAAGGAGUUGCUUCACACGUACGAGCAAUCGGUAGAGCGUAAGGAUCAUAUCAUCUCCAACCUGACCAGGGCCGUCCAGAAGGAGAAGGAUCGGUUUGAGAUGCUGGGGAGAUUCCAAUCCUGGAAGCUAAGACACAGCGAGGAUAAGAGACAGGUCUUCACUGCCAAACUUGCGAAGCGGCACCAUGAGAGGCAUUUGAAAUCGAAAGUCUGGUCAGCCUGGCAUAGCAUCAUCGUUGCCAAGUGGAGACAGAGGGUAGAGAAGGCGUGCCAGAGUAAGGCUCAGGAAGUCUGUAUGAAACUCACCAAUGACUAUGAGGCAAGAUUAGCGUCGUUGAAUGAAGCCCUGGAAGCUUCACGAGUCGAGGUGACAAAGCUCCACGCAGAGAGAGAUUACUAUGAAGAAUCUAUGAAGAAAGCAUUCAUGAGGGGUGUUUGUGCGCUCAAUAUGGAAGCCAUGGCUAUGUUUCACGAUGGCGAAGAAGGAAGUGGACAGCCUCAUCCUUCGUCCCACGCCCCCGCACCAACCCCAGCAGCAGGUGCCCCUGUCCCUACCCCAGCCCCCACCAGACCCUCGCCGUCAGUCAAUACCACUUCACUAGGUCGCUCAGCCAUACCAAGCACUCAACCCAUGGGUCACCAUGCACAAUCCACAGUUACAACACACAGCCAGAGAGGGAAUGUUCCUGCUGUCAAGAAAACGGUAAGUAUCUUGUCUUUUCGUUUUAGUGUUUGUUGAUCACUCGAAUAAUAG
Strongylocentrotus purpuratus (purple sea urchin) is the source of this 1529-nucleotide messenger RNA. Its product is annotated as centrosomal protein POC5-like. The record is from RefSeq and is a predicted model, not a curated record. NCBI's taxonomy places the organism in Eukaryota, Metazoa, Echinodermata, Echinoidea, Camarodonta, Strongylocentrotidae. Gene Ontology annotation, cellular component: centrosome. Bases 84 to 1514 code for a protein of 476 amino acids. The transcript has 9 exons.